CAUUCUCACCGUCAAAAUAAGAAUGGAUGUUGAGAUUGAGAAAAGAAUACGACGAAAAAGGAAAGAGGGAGAGAGAUUAAAUUUGGAGGAAAGUAGAAGAAAAGCAAAAGAGAAAGUGUUCGUUCGAUCCAACACGUCCUCUUCGGGAUUGCACAAAACGCGGCCUUCGUCUUGUGGCGUUGACGAUUCAUUCCCCCACACCCAUUCUUCCCUCCUUCUUCUAUAAUAACAAUACACCGCACUUCUUCGUCCCUCCUUUCAUUACCUCUCUCAUUUCUCCAAUUUUCCACUCCUUCAUUCAGAUUCCAACAAACCCAUGACUGGGAAAGAGAUUCUCCACAAGAUGAAGGAAAAAGUUGGGUUGUGUUCGUCGGAUCCAGACUCAGGAAAAGGAAAGAGCAAGAUGUCCAAGCAUGUCACACAUGGUUUUCACUUGGUGGAAGGGAAAUCAAAUCAUGCAAUGGAAGAUUAUCUGGUUGCAGAGUUUAAGCAAGUUGAUCAUCAUGAGCUUGGUUUAUUUGCUAUCUUUGAUGGCCAUUUGAGCAAUACUAUUCCUGAUUAUUUGCAGUCACAUUUAUUUUCUAAUAUAAUAAAUGAGCCUGAUUUCUGGACCGAUCCAAAGAAUGCAGUCAGAAAAGCAUACGAGGAAACAGAUGCUUACAUUUUAGAAAAAGCUGUUGACUUUAGUCAUGGGGGUUCAACUGCUGUCACGGCCAUAUUGAUUGACUGUAAGACACUAGUAGUGGGGAAUGUGGGGGACUCCCGUGCCGUUAUCUGUUGUAACGGAAAGGCCAGACAAUUAUCAAUUGAUCAUGAGCCGAGCACUGAAAGAAAAAGCAUCGAGGACAGAGGUGGUUUUGUAUCAAACUUUCCCGGAGAUGUUCCACGUGUUGAUGGGCAGUUAGCGGUGGCAAGGGCAUUUGGUGAUAGGAGCUUAAAGAAACAUUUGAGUUCAGAGCCUUAUGUGGUUGUGGAGACGAUAGACGACGAGACUGAAUUUGUUAUCUUGGCAAGUGAUGGAUUGUGGAAGGUUAUGACAAAUGAAGACGCCGUAGAGUCGAUCAGGCAUAUAAAAGAUGCCCAUGCAGCUGCCAAACACCUGACAGAGGAGGCGCUCAAGAGGAAGAGCAAAGAUGAUAUCUCUUGUAUAGUUGUGAGAUUUCACUGAGUUCAUCAUGGAUUUCUAGUUGUGUCCCAACAACUGAAAAAUGGAAGGACAUAAAGAACUAGUUCCAAAGCUCCCUUGUUCUCUCUUUGAUGUAUCGGGAAUCCAAAUAAAUAUAGUUGUGGAUUUUAGUCGAAACAUUAACUUAUAUAUAUUCCUGUGUGGCUGUAUCAAAUGCUUCUCUGCCAUUGAUGUUAAA
Molecule: messenger RNA, 1364 nt
Organism: Benincasa hispida (wax gourd)
Lineage: Eukaryota; Viridiplantae; Streptophyta; Magnoliopsida; Cucurbitales; Cucurbitaceae
Product: putative protein phosphatase 2C 39
Biological process (GO): protein dephosphorylation
Molecular function (GO): protein serine/threonine phosphatase activity
Source: RefSeq, a predicted model, not a curated record